Molecule: messenger RNA, 261 nt
Organism: Mesocestoides corti
Lineage: Eukaryota; Metazoa; Platyhelminthes; Cestoda; Cyclophyllidea; Mesocestoididae
Source: the annotation of a GenBank genome assembly
AUGUCCAAGGUCGAGGAUUCCGUUCGAGCACAUAUUGCCAAGUUAAAUCCAAUUCACCUGAAGAUAACUGACUUCUCAGAUUCAUGUGGUCUCAAACUAAACGUUGAGAUUGUAUCUGAGGAAUUUGAGGGCAAAAAACCUAUCCAACAGCACAGAAUGGUGCAUAAUCUUUUGAACGAGGAAAUGAAGAAUAUCCACGCGCUUACUCUCACAACACUUACUCCUAAACAGUGGCAUGAAAAACAGGGUUCGCCUACCUAA